Molecule: messenger RNA, 1089 nt
Organism: Anthostomella pinea
Lineage: Eukaryota; Fungi; Ascomycota; Sordariomycetes; Xylariales; Xylariaceae
Source: the annotation of a GenBank genome assembly
AUGUUCUACGCUGAUCGGCACCUUUUCCUCCUCCAUCGGGCUCUGGGACCGCGUGAGCGAGAGGAGGCAGCAGAAGAAGAGGGACACGAAGCAGGUGAGCAAGCCUUUGGCAUCAGGCCUCAGCUGUCGCUGCCCGUCAUCAGACUAACAGCCGGGGAGGACGACGAGAUUAAGCGGCUGCAGGAGCAGGUGGCCGAGGCAGAAAAACGUGGCAAGGCGCGAGAGGAAGAGCCCCCACGCCGGUCCGGGGGCGGGGACCUGGGCCGCGCGCUCGAGAGGUCUGGCACAAUGAUCAAACGAGAAUACGACGAGGGCUUCGAGCGGCUGGGGCGACGCUAUGCCAUGGGAGACACCAUCACGGAAAACCAGCUGCAGGCCCAGAUUAUUGCUCUGCAGCAGACCGUCAUCUCGGUCCUACAAGAGGCCCUCGCCAACGACCGGUCCAUAUCACGUGCCGACAUGCAGAGGCUCAUGCUGGCCUCGUCGGCUGCCCGGGAGGGCUCGUUGGACGCCCUGCGCCAGCAAUACCAGCGCCUGACGACCGCCACUCUGCCGCCCCAGAGGGCAUUGCCACCUCCCAAGCGAGCGUCUACCAUCAUCGAGGCCGACUCGCUCUUCUGCAGGUACAGUCUUGAUCUCCAAUACGUGCCUAAGAAGCCCCUGUCUGCGUCCUUUGCACCGGGCGGCGAUGGCCGGUGCCCCGAAUGCCGCGUUCGCCUGGACGUGGAGCCGUCCGACACGUAUUGGCACAUCGAGAAGCGCGCGCCUAUCAUCGUCUCCGACGGACGCUACGAGGAGCAGGUCAUGGAGGAGUUCCCCUUCCAUCUCGGGCAGCGCUUCAUUGUCAAGUGCCACACCGAGGAUGGCGAGUAUGCCUGUGUGCUCUGUAACAAGUAUAGGAGUGUCGACGUGGUUUGUGGCAGCGUCGAAACCUUGGUGAACCACGUCGGCAAGGCCCACGAUGUUUCCGAACUUCAAAGAGAACCCGAUCUUCGGGAGAGGCCUGUCCCACAGAGAGCCCUGCCCCCGAUGGAACAGGAACCCUACGUCGUCCAGGAGCUCGAAAGGCGUGACAGACUGUUACGAUGA